This is a messenger RNA of Meleagris gallopavo (turkey), 1671 nucleotides long. The record is from RefSeq and is a predicted model, not a curated record. NCBI's taxonomy places the organism in Eukaryota, Metazoa, Chordata, Aves, Galliformes, Phasianidae.
AUGUCAAGUGCCCUCUUCCAGUAUUACUGUGUUGGUCAACAGCAGGCAGCGCUGUGUGAAUAUGGAGUACAAGAUUCAAAAUGGACGAUUGUGAAGUGUAAUGAAAAGCUUUUCUUUACAGACUACGGGAAUGUUGCUAAGGUUGAGAGAUGUGACAUGGAUGGAAUGAACAGAACAUGGAUAGUAGACUCUAAAAUUGAACAGCCAACUGCUCUUGCACUAGACCUCAUCAAUAAAUAUGUGUACUGGGUUGACAUCUAUCUGGAUAAUGUGGAAGUUGUUGACUAUGAAGGGAGAAAGAGGCAUACAGUCAUAAAAGGCAGACAAAUUAGGCAUCUCUGUGGUUUGGCAGUAUUUGAAAACUACUUAUAUGCAGUUAAUUCAGAUAACUUCAGUAUUUGGCAAAUAAACAGAUACAAUGGCACUGAUACUCGGUCCCUUACCAGACUUGAAAAUGCAAAGGAGAUCCGUGUGUACCAGAAAAGAACUCAAACAUCGGUCAGAAGCCAUGCGUGUGAGGUGGACCCAUAUGGAAUGCCAGGGGGAUGUUCACACAUCUGUCUGCUCAGCAGCAACUACAAAACACGGACUUGUCGCUGUAGGACUGGCUUCAUCUUGGGAAGUGAUGGCAGGUCAUGCAAAAGACCAAAGAAUGAAUUGUUUCUUUUUUACGGGAAGGGACGCCCAGGAAUAAUACGGGGAAUGGACCUGAAUACCAAAGUAUCUGAUGAAUACAUGAUCCCUAUAGAGAACUUAGUCAAUCCUCGUGCACUGGACUUCCAUGCAGAAACCAAUUACAUUUACUUUGCUGAUACUACCAGCUUCCUAAUUGGACGACAGAAAAUUGAUGGCACAGAGAGAGAAACAAUCCUCAAAGAUGAUCUUGAUAAUGUAGAAGGCAUAGCAGUGGACUGGAUUGGAAAUAAUCUUUAUUGGACAAACGAUGGCCACAGGAAAACAAUCGCUGUAGCCAGACUGGAAAAAGCUGCUCAGAGUCGGAAAACAUUGCUCGAAGGAGACAUGUCUCACCCCAGAGGAAUUGUUGUUGAUCCUGUCAAUGGGUAUGAAGAUGCCAUUGGCCUUCUUGGCCAAAAGACUGUGCUGUUGGGUUCAUGGCCAACAUGUUGUCCACCAAAACAUCCAGGUCCUUCUCAGCAGAACUCCUCUCCAGCAGGUCAUCCUCUAAUGGAUGUACGGAUGCCUAUUGUUGCUCCUCCCUGUGUACAGGACUCUACAUUUGCUCUUGUUGAACCUCAUCAGAUCCCUCUUUUUCAAGAUGUGCAGCAAAUAGCAAUUGACUGGAUCACUGGAAAUUUUUACUUUCUGGAUCAUGUCAGUGAUAGGAUCUUCGUUUGCAACCAGAACGGAACGGUGUGCAUUACACUCAUCGAGCUGGACCUCAGUAACCCUAAGGCCAUAGCUGUUGAUCCAACCUCAGGUUUCUUCCAGUUUCAGUUUUUGGCUGGACCAAUUAACUUUACUUUUAUUGAAGAAUUGACUUACCCAUUUGAAGAGAAGCACCCUCUGCUUGUGAUUUCUUCCAUCUCUGUACUUAGUAAAGUUUCUACUACAGGUUUGGACCAGUAUUUCUUACUCUAUCAUUUUCUGCCUGUUAUUCAGCAGGCAGUGAUAGAAAUGGUUGUUUCUCUUCUGGAUCAACAAGAAUUUUAA